GUUGAAAGUCUUCACUUCCGCCUCUUGCGUUCGCAAAUAUAUGAUUGGCUAUUACAAGUGCUGCACAGAUCGAUGGACGUUGGCGAGUACAACACCUUUUUUAGUCUGUUGGAUUUGCGUUGUCUGAGAGAAGCACUUAAUUUCGGCAAGUACUACUGUGAUGUGAAGUUGUGAAUAAGAAGACAUGUCAUUUAUGUUGUAUUUUUCACUUUUUUUUUCAAAUUUACAGUCAGUGGUCGCUUUUUGGCGUGAGGCUAGCUAUAUUUGGUCAUCGGGAUUUCAAAGCAAAGGCAUUGCAGGUGCCACUGCCGGCUGAACGUAAAGAAGCCAGUAUGGUGAAAGAGGAGCUUCGGUUGAGCGAGCGUGGUUGUCAUCCUCCGAGCAGCAAGAAUGCCAAAGACAAGAGCAACAGUUUGACUCUAAAGGCGAUGCGCCAGGCUAAGGACACGGACGACCGCCGCGAACGAGGCUGCUGCUCAGAAAAAGACUCUGGCUACUCUGACAAUGGCUCCGACUGGCAGCAGACGGACGUGGAGGAUCAGCAGAGCAUUAAAAGUCAGUCCAGAGAGGGCGCUGUGGUGCCGCCGUCCCAUCACGGCCAAGAUGCUGGGAAAGGAAAAACUGGGAAUUCUUCACGGAUACCAAGAGGCCAACCCAUCCAGCCAAUCUACAUCAUCAACAACGUAGUACUUAAGCAGCAGCCAGAAAGCAUCCAGAAAAAUGGCAGGCUGCUGUGGAGAAAUGGUCUGAGUGAGGCGGCAGGCUCUGGCAGCACAAAUAUGAUCCUCUUCCAGCAGCCCAGCCUGAUGCCGACCGCACUCCAUCUCCACAAGCCCUCGUCUCAGAAGAACAACCACGCGACCUACUUGCCCAUCCUCAACUCCUACCCCCGCAUCGCACCGCACCCUAGCAAGAAUCCGCCGGAUAAGACCUUGUCCAACGACCAGGUGCAGAAUUUGAGGAAGAGGGUGUGCACAGAACGCAAGGGGUACCUCAAAGCCGUGGCCGCCUUGGAGCAGCCAUGUUCAUCGUCAUCAUCUUCACCCUCCUCCAGUCCUGCUGCAGCCUCCUCUUGCAAGAGUCCUCCUUCUCCAUCCUCCAGCUCCUCGGUCCUCACCAGCCGGGGGCCUCAGAGAAACGGCGCGGGCAGCACUCGCCACCGCCGCUUCCUCAACACGGCGGAGAUCCUGCGUCAGUCGGGCUUGCUGGACAUCACGCUCCGCACCAAAGAGCUGCUGCGCCAGAGCUACGCCACCGAGCGGGAGAUCGCCGAGCUGCGCGAGCACACUGAGCUGCUCUGCCAGGCCGCUGAUUGCGGCACCGCCGCCACCUGGCAGAGCGUGCACAGGACCAUGGCCGAGUCCAGCUACUAUCCCAGCCUGAAAAACCUGCAACAUUUCCAAUCGGCGUCUCAACUGGAUUCAUCUGGCUGUUGUGGAGAUGCUGUGGACAUACCAAGACAGAACUGUGAGGCAGAAGCGUGAAGGGAGCUCGUGUCCUGUGAGGAAGUUGCCUUUAAACCUCCAGAUAGCCUAACUGGUCAAAUGUGACAUGUGCCUUAGAAGGAAGAGCGGCACUCAGGUCCAACCAGGCGCUUCUUUCUGGACAAUGUGUGUGAUGUUGAUCAUCCAUGGAUACCGACAAUCCCUUUUUUAAUAUUUCAUUACCACUACGGUGGACCCCCAUGGUCCUCCUGCGCACUUCUUCAGUGGUAUAAAGUUGCCUCUGCCUUGGCCCAGGGGUGUCCAAAGUGUGGUCUUAAGUAGAGAUGUCCGAUAAUAUCGGCCAAUAAAUGCUUUAAAAUGUAAUAUCGGAAAUGAUCGGUAUCUGUUUUAAAAUGAUCGGUAUCGGUUUCAAAAAAUUAAAAUUGAUGACUUCUUAAAACGCCGCUGUGUACACAGACGUAGGGAGAAGUACAGAGCGCCAAUAAACCUUAAAGGCACUGCUUUUGCGUGCCGGCCCAGUCACAAAAUAUCAACGGCUUUUCACACACACAAGUGAAUGCAAGACAUACUUGGUCAACAGCCACUGAGGGUGGACGUAUAAACAACUUUAACACUGUUACAAAUAUGCGCCACACUGUGAACCCACACCAAACAAGAAUGACAAACACAUUUCGGGAGAACAUCCGCACCGUAACACAACAUAAACACAACAGAACAAAUACCAGUGCCAUGUUGGCAUUUUUUUCCAUAACUUGAGUUGAUUUAUUUUGGAAAACCUUGUUACAUUGUUUAAUGCAUCCAGCGGGGCAUCACAACAGAAUUAGGCAUACUAAUGUGUUAAUUCCACGACUGUAUAUAUUGGUAUCGGUAAUUAAGAGUUGGACAAUAUCGGGAUAUCGGCAAAAAACCCAUUAUCGGACAUCUCUAGUUUUAAGCCUUUUGCGGCCUGCAGUGUAUUCCAAGUAAAACAAAACAUUCUUCGCACUUCAAAACACAAAGCUUGUGUUCAAAGUCUGAGAACAUGACCUACUCCCCUUACUCGCUGAAAUGUUGAACUUUUUUGGGCACAUUUAUAGUGCCAUUUUUUUUUGCCCGAAUUGUAGGAGCUGAUUAUUUUUGCCUUCAAACCAGGGCUGUCAUAUGGUUCAGUUUUUUAAACCAGAUUAAUCACACAUUUGAAUUUGGAUUAAUCACGGUUAGAGAUGUACUAAAAUAAAUAUAAACACUGUUAGAAAGCACACUAGUUUGUUUUACUGAUGAGUGUUCUGGCAGGCGUCCUACUCUGAUCAGCGGUUCUUGAAUGCAUCGUAAAAUAAUUUCCGUGUCAUAUUCCUAUAAAUAUAGAACGAUCACUGUGUUCUAAGAGAGUACAACAAUUGAAUAUUUUUCAUUUGCUCAGUCAGUAAAAUUUGUAAAUGUUUAUAUUGAGGUAUCUUAAUGUCUCGUGUUUUCAUGUUAGCAUUUAAACUAGCAAACUGGCAUCAGUUAGUCCAUGAGUUUAUCGAAGUGGUAUUAUCAAUCAUGGUUUUUCAAUCAUUAAUUUAAAACGGUAAUUUUAACUGUCUGGAAUUUUACUGCAGUUAUCAUUAAUACCGUGAGGUCACAGGUUAUUACUUGCCUGCAUAAUUUAAAUUAACCUAACCAUUUGGACACAAAUGGCAAUUUUAUUGUCAGGAUGUCAUUCAGCAUCAUUUAUAAACAUGAGCAAAUCGAUAAUGUACAUUUAAGUAAAACAUAACAGUUGUAUCUAAAGUCCAGUCAGGGUGGAUUCUUAAAGGUAAAUUUACCAGUGAGCACGGAGCUCCUCACUCAUCUUUAUACCGACUCAUGCGUUGACCCGAUCACAGACCGUACACCAAACCUUUCAGUAACCAUCCGCACUUAAGCGAAAGGAGCAUUUAAAGUCCAAAUAAAUUGUGUGAUUAAUCUGCGGAUUAAUGUGAUCAUUUUGUGUGAUUCAUCACAUGAGGUAACUUAUUUUUGGAUAGCCCUACUUUAGACAUAACACAAGUUAGCUAAGCAGGUUAGAACAAAUGUUUUCUGUAUUUUUCUCAGGCUGCUGCACCUUACACUUUGAGAACUCCCAGGAUAAAGUACAGUGGAACCUCAAUUUGCAGACUUAAUCGGUUCUUAAACAGGGCUCGUAAAUCAAAGUUGGUAUAGUGAAGCAAAUUUUUUCACAGGAAACAAUGUAAAUAUGAAUUAUGGAUUCCAGCCUUGACAAAACUCCAUAUUUUAGUUAAGGUCUGUACACUUUGAACACAAUAUAUAAAGCGUUUUACAGUACUGUAUAUCAAACAAACAUAAGGAGGUGAUGACUUGACUAGUAAGCUAAAAGGACAAGCUGAACUGUGCUGUAUGCUCUGCUCUGCCAACAUGCACACACACAGAAGUCCCUUUGGUGCCCUCACAAAUGAUCAGAAGUCACACAAUCCUUAACUUUAACAUCAUUUUGCUACAAUAAUAUACUUCUAAAAAGUAAAAUACUGCAAAGGAGCAGCUCAAGAGAGGAGAGAAAGGUGUAGAAGAGAGUGCGGGGGGUUGAAUGUGUGUGUGUGUGUGUGUGUGUGUGUGUGUGUGUGUGUGUGUGUGUGUGUGUGUGUGUGUGUGUGUGUGUGUGUGUGUGUGUGUGUGUGUGUGUGUGUGUGUGUGUGUGUGUGUGUGUGUG
Messenger RNA from Entelurus aequoreus (snake pipefish), 4113 nucleotides. RefSeq lists its product as uncharacterized. Gene Ontology annotation, biological process: negative regulation of circadian rhythm; negative regulation of DNA-templated transcription. Bases 333 to 1484 code for a protein of 383 amino acids. Gene Ontology annotation, cellular component: nucleus. The transcript is spliced from 4 exons. NCBI's taxonomy places the organism in Eukaryota, Metazoa, Chordata, Actinopteri, Syngnathiformes, Syngnathidae. The record is from RefSeq and is a predicted model, not a curated record.